Colletotrichum karsti is the source of this 972-nucleotide messenger RNA. RefSeq lists its product as uncharacterized. The record is from RefSeq and is a predicted model, not a curated record. The transcript has a single exon. NCBI's taxonomy places the organism in Eukaryota, Fungi, Ascomycota, Sordariomycetes, Glomerellales, Glomerellaceae. Gene Ontology annotation, molecular function: catalytic activity. Gene Ontology annotation, biological process: carboxylic acid metabolic process. The coding region runs from base 1 to 972 and encodes 323 amino acids.
AUGUCUACACAUUCGCAGGUUCUCGAGGGCUAUCAGAAGCGCCUGGCCGCCCUUGAAGCCUCCUCCAAUCCUCUGGCUCAAGGAGCUGCCUUCAUCGACGGAGAGAUCGUGCCCCUUCUCGAAGCCCGCAUUCCAAUCAUCGAUCAGGGUUUCCUCCAUGGCGACCUCACCUACGACGUCCCCGCCAUCUGGGACGGUCGCAUCUUCCGCUGGGAAGACCACUUGGAUCGACUGGAGGCGAGCUGCAAGAAACUUCGUCUAGUCUCUCCUCUAUCGCGUGAGGAGAUCACCAACGCCGUCGUGGAGAUGACCAAGAAGAGCGGCAUCAAAGAUGCCUAUGUCGAGCUCAUCGUCACCCGCGGCAUGCACUUCGUCCGGAGCCUCAACCCCAACGAAGCGCCCAAGCCGUGCGCAAUCUAUAUCAUCGUCAUGCCAUACGUGUGGGUGAUGCCUCUGGAAAUGCAAGAUGUCGGCGGCGCUGCAAUCAUCACGCGGACCGUCAGACGUAUACCCCCUGGCGCCAUCGACCCUACCGUCAAGAAUCUGCAGUGGGGUGACUUUAUCCGCGGCCUCUUCGAGGCUCGGGACCGGGGGUCUAUGUAUCCUAUCCUCACUGACGGCGAUACGAACCUGACUGAGGGGGCAGGUUACAACAUCUGGAUUGUAGUGGAUGGCGUCCUGUACACGCCUGAGCGCGGCGUUCUUGAGGGUAUUACUAGGAGGACUGUGAUUGAGAUUGCCCGCGCAAAGGGUAUUGAGGUUCGGGUUGAGGUUGUGCCGGUCGAGCUUGCAUACAAGGCGCAGGAAAUCUUUACAUGCACGACGGCGGCCGGCAUCUCGCCUAUCGUCACGCUGGACGAAGUCCCCGUUGGCGAUGGCAAAGUUGGUCCCGUCACCAAGCUCAUCUGGGAUGAGUACUGGGCGUGGCACUACGACCCUAAGCUCACGGUGGAAAUCAACUAUGAUGCCUAA